Parascedosporium putredinis is the source of this 657-nucleotide messenger RNA. NCBI's taxonomy places the organism in Eukaryota, Fungi, Ascomycota, Sordariomycetes, Microascales, Microascaceae. The record is from the annotation of a GenBank genome assembly.
AUGGCGGAAAAGAGAUUGAUGAUGGAGCUUCAGGCUCUCCAGAAGGAAAAGUGGGUUCACAUUGACGUGAACGAAGCGGAUAUCAAGAGGUGGACCGUCGGUCUCAUGGUGGUCAACCCCGAUAGCGUCUUUUCAGGAGGCUACUUCAAGGCCGACAUGUCGUUUCCCUCUGACUACCCCUACCGACCUCCGACCUUUCGUUUCCAAAAGCCCGUCAUCUACCACCCCAACAUUUACACCGACGGCCGCCUGUGCAUCUCCAUUCUGCACGCCCCCGGCGAAGAUGAGAUGUCGGGCGAGCAGGCCUCAGAGCGGUGGUCCCCUUGCAGGGCGCCGAGUCGGUGCUUCGAUCGGUGCUGCUUCUUCUCGACACCCCCGAGAUCAACUCCCCGCCAAUGUGGACGCCUCCGUGACGUACCGAGACCACCGCGCCGACUACGACAGCCGAGCCCGGCAGAUGGCGGACCAGUCCCGCAAGAACAUUCCCGUCGGCGUGGUGUUCCCGACGAGCGAGGAGCUCGCGGCACCCCGACCAAGAGCGGGCUUGACGACGACGACUUUAUGAAUGAGACGGAUGAGGAGAGCAUCGGAGGCAGCGAUUCGGACAUGGACGACUUUGACGACGAUUUUGAAGAAGAGGAAGAGGACGAUGAGUAG